ACCCCUCAUCGCCACGUCCAGCGUCUACCAGAUCAAUGCGGGGCGAUCUGAAGGCUUUGACCUGCAAUCUCCUCUGUCCGAGAGGACGAUGUCCGGACCUAAUAUCAGAGACAAGACCACGGUGGUGACGCUGGCCAAAAUCUCGUCGAACGACUACGUGGAGACGCCAGGCACGGGCGACUGGGAAGACGUGCACGACGAGUACAACCACUCAACGUCCUUUGGGUGGCGCGGUACAGGCCUCCGCGGACACGUCUUUGCAGACGAGCGCAACGAAACGAUCGUGCUUUCGCUGAAGGGGACCUCGCUAGGGAUCAUCGACCGCGGCGCCCUCCAUGACAAGGUCAACGACAACCUCUUCUUCAGCUGCUGCUGCGGGCAGGGCGGGCAGCGGCUCUGGCGCCAGGUCUGCGACUGUUCCCUGCCCGUCGUGGCCCCUUACACGGCCAAUGCAACCUGUCUGGCGGCCGAGGUGCGCAACCCAGAUCGCUACUACAUGGCCUCCCUGGAGCUGUACGCCAACGUGACCGCCCAGUAUCCGACAGCCACCAACGUCUGGCUGACGGGCCACUCGCUGGGCGGCGCCAUCGCCGCUCUUCUGGGUAUGACCACAGGUCUACCGACAGUCACCUUCCAGGCGGUGCCGGCGGCGCUGCCCGCCCAGCGGCUGGGACUGCUGCUCCCGCAGAGCCGGGGGGAAACGGUCGGCACGCACGUAUAUAACUUCGGCCACACGGCGGACCCGAUCUACAUGGGGGCGUGUAAUGGGUAUGGCUCGACGUGCACCUGGGCCGGGUUCGCGUUUGAGUCGGUGUGCCACGCGGGACGGAGGUGUGUGUACGACACGGUCGCCGACAAAGGGUGGGGGAUGGGAAUCAGCUCGCAUCGCAUCCUGACCGUGCUGCGCGAGGUGCUCGAGGUCUACGAUGAGGUGCCCGCAUGCGAGUGGGAAGAUCCAGAAUGCGAGGAUUGCGGUAUGUGGCAGUUCAUGUAGAGGGUAACCAGAGAAGCCAAGAUGCUAUGUUCAAUAAUUCAUGCCGUAUACCUCUUGCACCCUCCUGCUUCACCAGGCUUGCAAUCUCGUCGCUGU
This is a messenger RNA of Penicilliopsis zonata CBS 506.65, 1090 nucleotides long. RefSeq lists its product as hypothetical. The record is from RefSeq and is a predicted model, not a curated record. Lineage: Eukaryota; Fungi; Ascomycota; Eurotiomycetes; Eurotiales; Aspergillaceae. The coding region runs from base 89 to 994 and encodes 301 amino acids. Gene Ontology annotation, biological process: piecemeal microautophagy of the nucleus; multivesicular body membrane disassembly; macroautophagy. The transcript has a single exon. Gene Ontology annotation, molecular function: glycerophospholipase activity.